AUGUACCCGGACGAGGAACACAAACCCAAGGCUAUCCUCCCACCAGAAGUUGUUCUCGCUCGUGCCACCACUACUCGAAAGGGUGGCCAGCCAACUGAUAAAGCUGGCAACGUCCCGGACAGAUAUGAGUCCUUCGUUCUUGCGAGUGGUGAAAGCAAGGUUGAGAUGGAGAUUGACACACGAAUCCCAUCAUCAGCUAUCUUCACCUUCAACAAAGAAGACCAUACGCUUGGAAAUCUGAUCCGUUCUCGUCUUCUGCAGAGCUCUCAUGUUCUUUUUGCUGCAUACAGGGUUCCUCAUCCCCUUGUUCCCAAGUUUGUCCUUCGUGUACAAACAGAUGGCGACAUCACCCCUAAGCAAGCUGUCAUUGCCGCAUGCAAUGAGCUACCUUACAUACAGCAGCAAUCCCCAUUCUCGCAAUUCGGCCAGCAGCAGGCACAACCUCAACAGACCGGUCUUGCCUCCCAGCCUACAGGCUAUGGUCCUCAGUUAUCUGCCUCUGGUGCACCCCAUUUGCAACCGCAAGCAACUGGAUUUUCACCCGGACAGCUUCAGGCUCAGUAUACUGGUUUCCCGGGCGCACCAGCACGACAGGCGCCGCAGCCCCAACAACCCCAGCCUACAGGUUACCCCUCCACACUGCAGCAAUCUCAACAUGGUGGAUUCCAGCCUCAGGGCCAGGGCCCGCAGAUACAGGUUACGUCGAGCACGAACCUUCCGCUUCGAACCGGAUUGCAGACUUCCUCCGAGAUAGCGAACUCGUUCCAGGAUGUCUCAGGAGUUGCGCCUACUCCGCCGCCCAAGGCUUCCGGUGGCCGAAUCCCAAACAUUCGACUGUCAUUCAUCACGGCGCAAGAUCAGGCGAAGUUUGAGCAGCUCUUCAAAUCCGCUGUCGGAGAAAGCCAGGCAAUGACUGGUGACAAAGCGAAGGAACUACUCCUUCGCUCGAAGCUCUCCGGGAGUGACUUGUCGAAGAUUUGGGUUUUAUCCGACACCACUAAAUCCGGCCAGUUACUCUUUCCUGAAUUCGCUUUGGCCAUGUACCUGUGCAACCUGAGAAUCACGGGAAGGGAUAUACCAGGCUCACUUCCGGAAACGAUAAAGAAUGAGGUCUCGAGCAUGGUAGACAUCAUCUCCUUUCAGGUCCCAGACACGCAGCCAGAACCUGUUGUCAGAACAAAUGUUCCUAGUUUUGAUGCGCCGUUGCUCGAGAAUCAAUCAGCGCCGCCCGCGCCGCAGCAGCCCCGACCACAACAGCCUAACAACUCGCAACUUUUGUCACAGCUUACCGCGCAGCCAACCGGAUUCCCACAGUCUUCCGGGUACCAACCCAAUGUUGCUUUCCCAGGUCAACCUCAGGGCCUUGUCCCACAGGCGACAGGAUUCCCCGGGCAGGCUCCGGGACAAGGUCUUCAGCCUCCCCAAAUGGGUCUCUUGAAUAACCCGCAGGCAACAGGCUAUACUGGUCCUCGUCCACCAAUGCCUCCCAUGCCGACGGGUUACGGCUCGAAUCUCAGUCCUUCACAAACUGGUGGACUAGUAGCACAGCCCACUGGAAUUCCUGGUCAAUGGGGCUUUGUCAAUGCGCCUGCCUCGGGAUUGCCUAAUAUCGACGCAUUGAAACAGCAGCUGAUGCCUCAGCCAGGUCGCGAGGGUGGGUUCUCUGCUGCUGGGCUCUCCGGAAAUGCGAAUAUCCCUUGGGCUAUCACGAAAGAAGAAAAGAGGAUCUAUGACGACCUUUUUCGGGCAUGGGAUGGCCUUCACAAGGGAUUCAUUGGUGGUGACACUGCAAUUGAGAUUAUGGGUCAGAGUGGUCUGGCUAGGAAUGAUUUGGAGGCUCUUUGGACAUUGGCGGACCCUCAUAACCGUGGCCGACUCAACAUGGACGAGUUUGCUGUCGCGAUGCACCUGAUUUAUAGAAAGCUCAAUGGCUAUCCCAUUCCAAGCCGUCUGCCCCCGGAACUUAUCCCUCCAUCCACAAGGAAUCUGAACGACUCAAUUGGAACCAUCAAGUCCAUGCUUUCUCAAGAUGCAGAGCAUCGAAAAGCUACUGGUGCAUUCCUGCAGCCCCAGAAGACCGGUGUCAGCUAUCUGAAGGAACAUUCUUUCCGCGGUGGGGCAGUGUCGCCCGGUGCAGGUGCAGGCCGCAAGGAUGCUACGCUGUUCAAGAACAACGACGAUGCGGCUGCUGGUUACCGCUCAAGUGCUCGUCGCCGUGUUGGAAACAGCGGUCGCACUCCUUCACCUGCGGCUUCGCAAGCCUCAGAGGAUGAACUGUCGGUCGAGCAGCUGAAGAAGAAGAUCCGCGAAACUCAGAUCAUGUUGGAAGCGGUAGAUUUUGAGGAUGAAAACCGUGCGGAGGAAGAGGAUGCGCUUGAUCGGCGGGACCGCCGGGAGGCGGAGAGUCUGAUGGAUAGGAUCCGACGCGUCCAGGACGAUAUCGAUACUCACCCCCAUGCCUCUCUUCGCAACCUCGAUACUGGUGCUGAGCGAAGGACACUGCGUCGCCAAUUGCAGGCAUAUGAAGACCAGGUACCGCAGAUUGCUUCGGACGUUAGGCGUGUGGAGCGUCAGAUUGCAGAGGCUAGGCUUGAGAUAUUCCGUCUCAAGGAUGCCAAGGCACACCCUAAUAGCGCAUUCAAUAUUGUCGGCACUGGGCCUGGCGGCGCAGUCACGGAAGCUGACCACAUCAAGGCUCGUGCGCGUGCUAGGAUGCAAGCUCGCGCCGCCGAACUCGCUGGAAGACCGGCUCCUACGUCACAGGAUGACGAGGGCGCUGCAACCCGUCGCCUAGAAUCAGAGAGUGCUAGGGUCAAGGCGGAGAGAGAGAAGAAUGAUUCCAUGACUCGCGAUGUGGAAGAAAGCGUUAAGGACUUCGCCAGCAGCUUGGAGGACAGCCUCAAGGAAGGGGGCGAUAGCUCUACCCGCGAACAUGAAAGGCGUCGGUGGGAAGAUGCUCUAGGUGUUGAGGACGUUAUUCGUGAUUUCAUCUACGACCUCAACCGCGGUAGCCGUACUGCGCAUAUUCGAAAAGAAGAGGAUUCGAGAAAAUCAUCUCCUCUGGAAUCGCGGGCUCGCCAUUCUCCGGCACAUGCCUCGACAGCUGCACGACCGUCCCCGCCACCGUCUGUUGGAUCAGCAGGCUCUGCACCAAUCACCCAUGAGGACCGUGUUGCUGCUGCGAGGGAACGCGCCCAAAGACGAAUUGCCGAACGCAUGGCGGCUGCCGGUCUUAAGCCUCAAAGUGAUGCUAUCGAAACUUUGACUCAGCGUCAAGAACGUGAGAGGAGGGAAAGGGAAGAGCGGGUGAGACGGGCGGAAGAGGAAGAUGCUAAGCGAGAGCAGGAGAGGCAACGCCGUAUUGCUGAUGAGCAGCGUCCUCCUUCCAGUCAAGCAGCGAAAACUGUUGGAAAAAAGCCUCCACCAGCACCACCGUCGCGCAGUCGUCGAACUGAUAGCACUGGUCAGGCUGAUGCUAAAAAAGCGCCUGAAGAUGCAGCUAAGGCUGAGCAGCUGGUGCGCGAACAAGCUUUGAAGGAGGAACAACAAGCACAGGAGGAGAAGACUAAGCGCCUCGAGAUGGAGGCCAAGAAACAUGAAGACGAGUUCGAGAAAGAGCAGCAGGCUCAGGAGGCCCGUCUUCGCGCUCUUGAGGAGCAGGUCAGGCAAGGAAAGAUUAAGAAGCAGGAGGAGAAACGCCGAAGAGAAGAAGCUAAGAAGGCCGCACAAGAACAAGAAGCCAGACUCGCACGUCAGCGGGCGGAACUAGACGCCGCCAAGGAGCGGGAGCGACAGCUACAGUUGGAACUUGAAGGCCUAGACGAGAGCUCUUCGGACGAGGAAGGUCCAGUGGAUAUCACAACACCCCAGGACAGUACGCCAACUCAGAGCCAGGUUCUACCUCCGACAUCUACCCCGGUUCCCCCAGCGCCUCCCGCUCCAGUUUCUGAACCGCCGGCCGCUCCUGAACCUGAGACAACCACUGCCUCCAGUUCUCCCGAAAGCACUCGAGCAGUGCCAGCUAACCUAAGCCCCGAAACUGAGUCUAAGAAUCCUUAUUUCAGGAGGAACAUUUCUCAGCCUACGGACUAUCCUCCCCCAACAUCACCUGAAGCCUCUCAAGCCAGCGCUCCUCAGAAAGCUGAUACCCAGUCCACCAACCCAUUCCAUCGGCUUGCUCAGCAGCAGCAGCAGCAUACAACACAACCGAAGUUUACAGGUUCUGGGCCACUUGAACGAAAAACUCGCGCUCGCCCAGAGGCGGACGAUGACUGGUCGGCGGCCGGAUCUGAUCUCGAGUCGUCUGAUGAUGAAGACGAUGACCGCGCAGGUGGUGGAAGCGCCAAACAACUCGCAAGUAUUCUCUUCGGUACUAUGGCACCUCCUCGGCCUCUGAGCGCUAUGGACAAUCAGUCCCCUUCGCCCAAGUCCGCGACACCGGUACAAGACUUUUCUAUCCCACCGGUUCCGCCAAUCCCAGCUGAAGCAGACAUAUCCCCCAAUGCUGGUGGUGCACAGCUUCCCCCGCCACCACCACCUCCUCCGCCUGGAGCCGCGCCCUUGGUGCCCAGCAUUGAAACACCGGCUGGUGCUCCACCACCUCCACCUCCUCCUAUGGCGCCUCCCGCUCCACCCCCACCCCCUGGACCUCCUCCACCUCCCGGUCCUGCCACGGCAGCCCCCGCUGGCGCCCCUGAUAGAGGCGCUCUGUUGGCCUCAAUCCAGGCAGGCAAGGGACUCAGGAAAGUCCAGACCAACGAUCGAAGCUCCAGCACCUCGGCAGGGCGUGUGAUAUGA
This is a messenger RNA of Aspergillus mulundensis, 4797 nucleotides long. It is a transcript of the gene pan1, whose product is annotated as actin cytoskeleton-regulatory complex protein PAN1. Gene Ontology annotation, molecular function: DNA binding; protein dimerization activity; actin binding. NCBI's taxonomy places the organism in Eukaryota, Fungi, Ascomycota, Eurotiomycetes, Eurotiales, Aspergillaceae. The coding region runs from base 1 to 4797 and encodes 1598 amino acids. The record is from RefSeq and is a predicted model, not a curated record. Gene Ontology annotation, biological process: endosomal transport; transcription by RNA polymerase II; endocytosis. The transcript has 9 exons. Gene Ontology annotation, cellular component: plasma membrane; cytoplasm; RNA polymerase II, core complex.